Messenger RNA from Caenorhabditis briggsae, 480 nucleotides. The transcript has 2 exons. The record is from RefSeq and is a predicted model, not a curated record. The coding region runs from base 1 to 480 and encodes 159 amino acids. Lineage: Eukaryota; Metazoa; Nematoda; Chromadorea; Rhabditida; Rhabditidae.
AUGGGAACAAAUCAACCCGAGAGGGAGAGGAAUUCUGCCGUGACGUUGUCGAUGUUCUCUGAGUUAUAUCUCGAAAACUCGAAAACUCGAGAUCUCGAAAACGCCGAUCGGCCAACAUAUGAUUUACCAGUCCUCACUUCAAGAUUCGAGACUGGACCUCCAGCUCCGAUUCCAACCCCACCAGCUCCGAUUCAACCUCCACUAGCUACGAAUCCAACUCCACCAGCGCCGAUUCCAACUCCAUCAGAUCCGAUUCCAACUCCAUCAAGUUCGAUUCCAACUUCAUCAAGUUCGAUUCCAACUCCAUCAGCUCCGAUUCCGCUUCCAUCAGCUCCGAUUCAACCUCCAUCAGCUCCGAUUCCGCUUCCAUCAGCUCCGAUUACAACUCCAUCAGCUCCGAUUCCACCUCCACUAGCUCCGAUUCCAACUCCAUCAAGUCCGGCCUCAAGAGCUCUUGUUCCAACUGCUCCGAUUCCCUGA